Erigeron canadensis is the source of this 1573-nucleotide messenger RNA. RefSeq lists its product as uncharacterized. Lineage: Eukaryota; Viridiplantae; Streptophyta; Magnoliopsida; Asterales; Asteraceae. The transcript has 3 exons. Bases 46 to 1455 code for a protein of 469 amino acids. The record is from RefSeq and is a predicted model, not a curated record.
ACGACUAUACUUUUCAAAAUCAAACGUAACCAGGUGUUUGUAAAAAUGCCCCAAAGAAAAAAUUCCAAUAAAAAAGGCCCAUCAACAUCAGGCGUUGUUACCCUCCGAAGAUCACCAAGAUUUCUUCAGAUGGUACUCUUUAAUCCUGAAAACCCGAUAACCUCUGACCCGGAACCACCAAAUGCUGAAACGUUGUCUCGUACCUCAAAUCAGAAAAGCAGGGAAUUGGAGAGGCGGGUAACACGUAGUACUAGUGGAUUUAUUGGAAAUCCGAGCAAUGGUGGUUCAUCUAGUGAACAGAUAACCGAAGAGGGCAUGAAUAAAUCUAAAAGGUCUAAAGGCCGGCUGCGACAGAAUACGGUAAAAAAGAGUAAGAAAAGUAGGGACGAUAAAGUUGAUGAUAUAAUACACGAAGGGGGUUUGUUGAUAACUGAAAAGCAGGUUUUGGAUGAAGAGUUAUUAGAAAAAUAUGUAAAUAAGUGUAUGAGUGAAGUUGAUGUUAACACUGCUGCAGUAGUACAUGAGGGGCCGGUAAACGUGAUGGAUGUUAACAAAAUGAUAAAGAGUGCCGGGGUUAAAAGAACACGAAAUGAGUUUGAGAAUAGCAUGGGGUUGGCUCAAGAUUGGACUAAAGAGCAGGAACUGGCGCUAGAGAGAGCUUACCAAGAAGCAAAGCCCACCCCACGGUUUUGGAAGAAAGUUUCUAGGAUGGUGCCUGGAAAAUCUGCACAGGAAUGUUUUGACAAAGUACACUGUAGUCAUUUAACACCACCACAACCUCGUAUGCGUGCUAGGCCUCGAGUAUUAAAAAGUUUACAGAACUCUUGUCUUGUUGCAAAUAAGUUGCUGAAUGCAUCAAGUCCUGCAGCUAAAAGGCCUAGAUACCAUAAGCAGAAGAGUCAUGUAGUUCAGAGAACCAUAAGACAUAUGAUACAAAAUCAGUAUAAGGUGGUACAGGAAUCUGCGGCUGAUCUGUUUUCAGUUUUGGAGCCCGCAUUCGCCGAAUCUGUAAAUGGUAAUCGGAUGUUUACCACACCUGAUCGUAACCCGAACGAAGUACUCAAAAGGUGUCAAGAAAGAUCUUCCACAGCCCAUAAAAAGAGUGUUUCAAAAUUUAGUAGUUUAGACAAUGCCACACUGGCGAGUCCUCCUGUUCUAAAACCGGUUAAAAACAAAGCGUUGCAUGAGAAAUAUAUCGACCAGUUGAACUGCAGAGAAGCUAAGAGGAAGGCAGCGAAUGAAAAGGCGGAAAAGCUCGAUAAAAGUAAAGGGAUGAAGCAAGAGAGCUCUGCAGAGAGAAAGAUUGCAAUAAAAACAGCAAAAAAUGCUUUGGUUUUUAGUGCAAGAGAUGCUAUUAAUGAGUUCCAGCAUCAACAGGCGACAGCUUUGAACGAUUUUUUUGAUUAUGAGAGUGGUACAGAUUCUGACAAGGACGACAGUGAGGUUUUUUUAUGACUGCUACUGUCCAGAUUACAGCUGAGUUUUGUUCUUUUCAAGUUAGUUCUUGUUUACAUUGCUUAAUAUCUGAAACAAGAUUUUAACUGUGCAUAAUCGAGUUUAAAUAAGUGAUCAA